Molecule: messenger RNA, 1667 nt
Organism: Lontra canadensis (Northern American river otter)
Lineage: Eukaryota; Metazoa; Chordata; Mammalia; Carnivora; Mustelidae
Gene: ZBP1
Product: Z-DNA binding protein 1
Exons: 9
Coding region: 260-1666 (468 amino acids)
Biological process (GO): positive regulation of type I interferon-mediated signaling pathway
Cellular component (GO): nucleus
Molecular function (GO): RNA binding; DNA binding; double-stranded RNA adenosine deaminase activity
Source: RefSeq, a predicted model, not a curated record
GGAGUUUCGUUUUCUUUUUCCCCAGAAAGCUGGUCAGGUCAGGCUGACUAGGCUUGUUUCUGGAGUGUGAACAGCAAACACCCACCCAGCUGACGCGUCCCCUCACAGCUGUGGGAGCACCACAUCCAGCCAAGCAAGGACACCCAGCCUCCUCCCAGCCUGUCCUCUCCAAGCCACCUUGCCGACGCCUGCCACGGUUCCCACGUCUCCAGGCCCCCAGCCUCUACAGCCAGGAUGUCCCAGGCCCCUGGGGACCCUGAUGAAACAGACGCACCAGCCUGAAGACUCAGCCCGCCAGCCCUAUGGGCUCGGCCCUCACUCUGAUCUCCGACCCCACGACCCCUUUGGGGUUCCUUUGGGGUCAGACCUCGAGCAGAGGAUCCUGCAGGUGCUGAGGGAUGCUGGCUCCCCCGUGAGGUCUGUCCAGUUGGCAAAGGAAUGCCAAGUGCCCAAGAAGAAACUCAACCAAGUCCUCUACCGGAUGAGGAAGGAGUCCAAAGUCUUCCUGGAAGGCCUGGCGACGUGGGGCCUGGGCCAGGGUGGGACCAGAGAAGUGGAGCCCGCAGAGCCGGUCUGGCCCAGCCAGGCAGAGUGGCUCCAGCAGGACGUGGCUGCAGUUCCAGAGGAACCUGGCCGUCAGCUCACUAAACAGCAGGAAGACAUCUACAGGAUUCUGGAAACCCAGGGGCCCUGUAAGGCCCUGACCAUCUCCCAGAUGCUGGGAAAGAAGACAGCGAAAGAAGUCAACCCAGACUUGUACGCCAUGAGGAGGAAGCACCUUCUGGACUUGGAUGAGAAGUCAAGUACAUGGGCAGUUUAUCGGCCAGACUUGGGAGGAAGGAAUCCGGCCCCUGCAAUAAUUUACCAGAAAAAUCCAAUCAACAUGAUCUGUCAGAAUGGACCCAAUAACCACAUUUCCAUUGGCAACUCUGAAAACAUCCAGAUUGGACAUGGGAAUGUCAUCGUGAGACCGACGGCCUCUGGGGAGAAUGGCUCCAUGGCUCCCCUCCACCUCCCCCCAGUGGCACCAGCUGACCCCUCAUCUCAGACCUCUCCGGCUGCAGCCUGGGGACCCCAGGACAUCCGCUUGGAGAAGUCUGUGCUCAGGCGGGUACAGGUGGGACACGGCAACAAGAUGAAUCUCAACGGUGCCCCGGCCAAGGGCCCUGCAGCCUGCAGCCCCCCAAUCAGCCCCCCAGUCUCUGCCACCACGGAUGGCCCAGAAGCUUUGUUCAAAAUUCGAAUGCCCAAACCAGGACCUUCUGCUGAGGAGGAGGUGGCCCAGAGAGUCUGUAUCAGUUCAUGCUUCCUUGAGGACACCGCCAUCGGCAACAGCAACAGAAUGACUGUCAGCUCAGAGACAGCUGGUCCAGAAGGAGUUGUAAGGCCUGAGGACAGCAGGAGGUACCCUGGGGAGCCAGGCAAGGAUGCAGGUGCAGAGCCUAGAAGCCAGUUUCCUCAUGACCGUGACCAGGCUCCCCCCGGCAACAGCGACGUCUUGACCUUCAUCUCCCACCUUGAAGCUGUGACUCUUGAAAGCAGGGAUCCCCAAACUACAGAAGACAGCAGCCAGGUGGACAGAACCCCAGACAUGGACUCCCAGGGGCAGGUGGAGACCAGAACAAACAGCCAGACUCUCUCAGGAAGAGCAGGGAGACACCAGUGAA